AUGAAUUCUGGAAGUACUCCAUAUUUUUUUUUGAAUUUAGCUAAACAUAUAUAAUAUAAGAAUAAGAUUGAAAUGGAAAAUAUGAAUAAAGCUCAUUCAUAAUUAUCAUAAUAUGAAUAUUUAACUUUAUAAGAAUUUAACAUUUUUUAUAGAUACGAAUAAAGUUUGGUUAGAAAUCUUAAUGAAUUAUUAGUGAGAUAAAAAUAAUUAUGGAUUGAAAAACUUAGAAAUGAAAUUUAAUUAGAAAAGAUAUUAAGUUGUUCAGAAGAUAUUUUAAAGAAAACAUUAAAUGUGAAAAAAAUAAUAAAAACUUUUGAGAGUUCUAAAGACAGUCCUAAAAUUGAUUCAAUCUUAAACUUAAGAAUAAAAUUAGUUAGUAGUCUUGUUUGUAUGGAAGAUAUUAAUGUAUCAAUAAAAAUUGCUAGACAAAUAGAAAAUUAUGAAAAAGAAUUAAUAAAUUAAAAACAAUAAACUUUUAAUUGUUUAUAAUUUAUAAAUGGUUAAGCAUAAUCAGUAAUUUCAAAUAUUUCUAGUUAAACAUUAGGUUGUAUAUGUUAAUAAGUAAAUGAUUAAUUCUGCAAUUUUUUUGGAUAUGAGAGUAACUAUGGAGCAUCAUUAACAAAAAUAGAAUAAUUGUUGCCAAGUAAGAUAGGUAAAAUACACAAUGGAUUAAUAGAAUCUUACUUAUAAUCAGGUAAAUCAAUUCGAUUGUAUUAAAAUUCAGAAUAGUUUAUAAUAAAUUGUGAUAACUUGAUUGAAAAAGUAAAUAUAUGUCUAAGUACACUUUUUCCUUUUUAAAAUGGAUAGUACUAAUUUUUAAUAAUUGGUCACAUAUUAAAAUUAACAAAAUAUGAUAAAAAGGAAAUAGAUUAUAAUAAGAAGGGAUAUAUAUUAGUAGAUUCAAAUUUCCUUGUUUUCGGAAUAUCAAGAAAUGUAUAUGAGAGAAUCAAUUAUAAGUAUUUUUAUAAGAAUCAAAAAGACAUAGAAUUAAUAAUACCUGAAGAGAUAUAUGAUUAAUAUCCAAUUUAAGCCUUUAUUCCUUAAUUGUCAUUAGUAUUAGAAGAAUAUUAUAAAAUAUUGUCUUUAAAAAAUGAGAAGAGAAUAUUGAGACAUGAUGUAAUUUGUUAAAGAGAAAUUGGAGUAUUUUAGGCUCCAACUUAAAAUAGUUAAGAAUAUAAGAAUAAUUCGUCAGUUUUAACAAAAAAAAUAACAAAUAAAAAUAUGAUGAAUAUUUUAAAAGAUGUUAAUUUCAGUUUGGCAAAUAUUCCAACACUUUCUCAAAAAUAAUACCCAAUAGAAUAUAGUGUUACAUAAAAAGUCUUGAGUUAUGUUGAAAAAGAUGGAAACUGUGAAUUCCUAUAUUUUAUAAUAGAAAUCGAUUUUUUAGAAGAUCCAAAAUUAAAUAUUACUCCUUCUAAAGUUAUACCUCGAACUCCUGCACUUUCUGAAAUAUUGAGAAGACAACAAUUUUAGAUUGAAUAAAAUAGACCAAAUUAGAGUAAUAUAAUUUUAUCUAAUGAUGAUAAUAAUGAUUAAAUAGAAUUAGUGGCAGAAUUAACAAAUACUGGAACUAGAAGAAGUUCUAAUGAAAUAAUAGAUCAAUUAGAAAAGAUUAUUAUCUAUAUUAAUGAUACUCUAUUACCUAAAUCAAUUAAAGGUUUAAUUGCAUAAUUUUUACUAUAAAUAUUAAUAUUAUUUGCAAUAAUCGUUAUUUUGUCGAAUAUUUUCUAAUAUAAAAGAUCUAUUUAAUCAGAUUGCAUUGAAUAAAUUACUUUUGAUUUAAAUUUUUUGGAUGCUUAUAGUUAAGCAAUGUCUGGAUCUAGACAUGUCAUUUACUAUAGAGAUUUCUAUUCUCUAUAAAAAGACACUUUAAUUAAUUUUAAUCCAAAGCAAUUAAAUUUUAGUAGAUAUGAUAAAAUCUAUGUUGCAUGGCAGCAUAUUUCUAAAGGAAAUAUAAGAUUAAAUAAUAUGUAUGAAAAUUACACUAAAAUAGCUCAAAAGAGUGA
This is a messenger RNA of Paramecium sonneborni, 2006 nucleotides long. Lineage: Eukaryota; Ciliophora; Oligohymenophorea; Peniculida; Parameciidae. The record is from the annotation of a GenBank genome assembly.